AUGAAUAGACCGCCACAGGGCUACGGUCAGCCACCGGUACGUGCGACAAGGUAUCCAGGGGGCCAAGAUGACUUCUACAUGCCAGAGGUCAUAUCUCCCUCUCCCCAAAGAGUGAUGCCAGAAGUGCCUGAGAACAUGCAGGACAAUAUCGCUCAGUUGGAACAUCGCGCUCAUGACCCCCGCCGCGCUCAACAACCCGCUCAGUACCAAGGCGCCUAUCCCCCGCGCACUUCAUCGGCCGCCUCAGGUCCGCCACAACACAACCAGAUUCAAGAUCCCACUUCCUACGCACAAUCUGCGACUUACGACAGCAUGGAUCAUCCCAACUUCUCGCCAUUCCCUGUACUACGGAACCCCCCACCUAAUGUUCCGCCUACCGAUGAACAAAGAGAAGCCAGCCUGGAGCGCGCACGAAUGGCUGUACUAUCUACUACAGAUCCCGAGAUGCAACUAGCUUGGGCUAUGGAUGCUCUCGCAUUCGUCGAGGUCGCCGCACAGAACGAAGCCCGUCUCAGUCUCACGCAACCCCCGCGCCCGCAGACCCCGCAGGUCGAACGCCAACUCAGAGUCGAUGCCAUGAAUAUUGUUGGCUUUCUGGCCGAACAGCGCCACCCCAAAGCGGAAUUUAUCAAAGGCAUGUGGCUUGAGUUCGGCAAAUUUGGCUGCCCCGUGGACCGCAAGGAGGCAUUUCGAUCGUAUUCUCGGGCGGCUGAGAAGGGAUAUGCGCGUGCUGAAUACCGGAUCGGAAUGCAGUUCGAGAGCUCGGGAGAGCCAGAGAAGGCGAUCAAGCAUUAUCAGCGGGGUGUAUCGCGAGCGGAUUCUGCUUCGUACUAUCGCCUGGGAAUGAUGAUUCUUUUGGGUCAACAUGGUCAGCGCCAGGAUUUCAACACUGGAUUGGAAUACAUUCGAUUGGCAGCGCAAUCAUGCGACCAAAAUGCACCUCAAGGUGCAUAUGUAUACGGCAUGCUUCUGGCCCGGGAGCUCCCUCAGGUGAGCGUGCCGGAAAGCUUCCUACCAAUGGAUCUAAAUUUGUCUCGUGUCAAUAUUGAAAAAGCGGCCUACCAUGGAUUCGCCAAAGCCCAGGUCAAAAUGGGAGCCGCAUAUGAACUCUGUCAGCUGAGUUGUGAUUUUAACCCCGCAUUGUCUUUGCACUACAAUGCAUUGGCGGCUCGUCAAGGCGAACCCGAAGCCGAGAUGGCGAUCAGCAAGUGGUUCCUUUGUGGACAUGAGGGAGUCUUUGAGAAGAAUGAUGAGCUAGCAUUUACAUACGCCCAACGUGCAGCUCAGAGCGGUCUUCCUACGGCUGAAUUUGCUCUGGGAUAUUUCUAUGAGGUUGGUAUCUUUGUUCAGUCUGACAUCAAGGAAGCCCGUUCUUGGUACGCCAAAGCUGCUGCCAGUGGCAACAAAGAUGCAUCUGGUCGGAUCGAAAGUAUCUCGCGCUCAAAGACUCUGUCCCGAAAGGAUCAUGAGAAGGUCGCAAUCUCACGCAUCAAGUCGACACGAUAUACUGCUCAUCAGCGAGGCAAUUCCCUAGAAUCAACCCCUGAGAACAUCCAAAUGCCCGAUCCAUCGAGAAUGACCCUUUCUGACGGUCCACCAUCUGCUGCUCCUUACCCCGAUCGUCCCCACUCCACUCGCCCUCGGCCCCAGCAGGGAUACCAACUGUCCGAUCCUCGCCCAAGCUCUGCUUUCGGCGUCAACCCCAACCUCCGACAAAAUGUGCCUGCAGGUUACGGGGGCCAACCUCACCCAGGACCUGGUUCUCGCACCCCAUCCUAUGGGCCCGGCGGUCCUGGUGGCCCCAGUUCCAUGAACUACCGCCAGCCUGGACCUGGAACGCCCCACAGCGCACCUGCUGGAUCAACUAGCCCACAGGCUGCCAACAUGAUCAGCCCCGGUGGAACCCCUCGUCUCGAUAUUGGAUACUCUGCGCCAAUGCCGCCUCCUGGUGGAAGACGUCCUCCGCCUCGACUGGAUUCGGCACCUCCAAAUCAGAACAACCCUAUGAGAACCCCGGCUUCUGGCCACAACGGGAUGCCUUCACCUAGACAGCAGGCAACUCGCCCACCGGGCUCUCCCUCGUUCCCUCCCCGCACAGAGUCCCGACAACCUUCUCGAGGCUCGGGUGCCUCCACACCCCAGCCGGCCCCUUCAGUUGCGUCGUCGACCUCAUCUGCCCCACCGCAGCAACCACCGCAGCAAAAGCCCGCUGCUAAACCGGCCAAGUCUGGCCAACUGCCAGGCAAGGGACCCAAGACCUUUGAGGAAAUGGGUGUUCCUAGUGCGAAGAAUGACAAUGAUUGCGCCAUCGAUGUCUCCGCAAACCUUCAUAACAAGAUUACCAAAGCACAAGCCGCCAAGGUUCUCCGAGAACUGCACGAGAAGAAAGAGAUCGAAGGGCGGGUGUCUGGAAAACAAAACGUCUACCAUGCAAUACAAGACCCCUCGGAUUACACAACCUCCGAGGUAGCCACCGCACUCAAGCUCGAAAUCGACAGCCUUGAGAGUCAGCUCUUGAUCUUAAAGGCAACCGAGAAAAAGGCCCGAGCAGCUUUAGCCACCCUGACUACAACGCCUCGAGUGUCCGAUCUUCGCCAGGACAUUGACCGUCUAGAGAGCGAAGAAUCGGCGAUCCAGGCCCGCUUGGCAAGCCACCACGAGGGCGACCCUGUUCAACUUUCACCGACAGAAAGAGAAAAGCUUGAAAAGGAAUGGAAACAAUGGCAGCGGCAUGUCAGCGUGCGUCGGCGGAUUUUCCGUGAGUUGUGGGGACAGUGCUCUGAGGUUCUUCCGGAGGGCGUGACCGCAGGGAAUCUCUGGGUAAGACUUGAGAUACAAAAAGUUAUUUGA
Messenger RNA from Penicillium soppii, 2850 nucleotides. RefSeq lists its product as uncharacterized. Bases 1 to 2850 code for a protein of 949 amino acids. The record is from RefSeq and is a predicted model, not a curated record. Lineage: Eukaryota; Fungi; Ascomycota; Eurotiomycetes; Eurotiales; Aspergillaceae. Gene Ontology annotation, molecular function: protein binding. The transcript is spliced from 7 exons.